AUGGAUUCUGAAAAUGAAUUGCAGUACCAGCAGUCGCUGGAUUUGGGUUUGCUCAUAGAACUAGUCCAAGGCUAUAAUCACCUCUAUGACCUUUCAAAUAAACAUUACAAAGAUAACAACAAAAAGGAAGAAUCUUGGAAGGAGAUCUCUGAGAUUAUGGGCGUUUCAGCUUCCAGAAGUUUAAAGAGAAAAGCAGAUCCUGAUUGUGCCGAGAUGGUGGAGGCUGCAAAAAGAGUUGCAGACUCUAUUAGUUCUCGCAAAAGCACUGCAGUAAAAGAGCCAACUCAGAAUGAAGCAUUUUGUCAAUAUAAUUUAUCUCGGCUCAAUUCUAUGGACAAGGAUGAAGCUAAACAGAAAAGGCGGAGAAUGCUACUGAUUGUGGAAGAUUUAGAGUAA
This is a messenger RNA of Ceutorhynchus assimilis (cabbage seed weevil), 396 nucleotides long. The record is from the annotation of a GenBank genome assembly. Lineage: Eukaryota; Metazoa; Arthropoda; Insecta; Coleoptera; Curculionidae.